AGUACAGCGGCUGUUUUGUUUUGUAAUUGAAUUGAAUUGAAUGAAGGUUUAUUGAGUUCAGUGUGGCUGACAAUAGAAGAAUUCGGCUGUGUUUGGAUUCGUUAAAGCUUUUGCAUUUUUAAUCUAUUGACUGACAUACAAAGCGGCUCAACGUACAAAUAUUUGCUUGCUUGUGCGCAGUUACAGCAUAUUGCUUGAAUAACUUUGCAAAUAACCACCGAUAUAAAAAACGCUUCAAUAUUUGGCUCUCAAGACUAUUUAGUAAAAUGGCAAGCCCUGGACCCCGACCGCUUGUGGUGUGUGGACCAUCUGGGAGUGGAAAAAGUACUCUGCUUAACAGAUUGUUUAAGGAAUAUCCGCAUACUUUUGGUUUCAGUAUAUCUCACACAACCAGGAACCCACGUGCGGGUGAAGAACACGGCGUACAUUACUACUUUGUCACCAAAAAUGACAUGGAAAACGCGAUAGCCAGGGAUGAAUUCAUCGAAACUGCAGUCUUCAGUGGCAAUACAUAUGGAACCAGUAAAGCUGCUAUAAAAUGUGUACAAAGUGCAGGAAAGGUUUGCAUUUUGGAUAUUGAACCGCAAGGCGUAGAACAAAUCAAGAACACCGAUUUGAAUCCUGUGCUUAUCUUUAAUAACCCCCCCUCUGUGGAAGAAUUGGAACGCCGUUUACGCAAACGUAAUACCGAGACUGAAGAAACCUUAAGCAAGAGAUUAUCAGCAGCAGAAUUCGAAAUAAAUUACGGCUUGCAGCCAGGAAACUUCCACAAGAUUAUUCAUAAUAUCAAUAUUGAUGAAGCAUACGAGGAAUUUCGCCAUUUCAUCAUAAACGAACUCAAGGCACAAGAGGAAAUAGGCAUCUUUAUACGCUGGGAUGCUUCAGAGUAAACUAUGUUUGUUAUUGUUGCUUUGUGCUUGUAGGUCACUUAAAUGUACAAAUUCUAUGUUCCAGUGCAAUAUAUUUAUAGAAUAAUAAACUGCAAUGUUCAAUGUUCA
Messenger RNA from Teleopsis dalmanni, 998 nucleotides. RefSeq names its product guanylate kinase-like. Gene Ontology annotation, cellular component: cytosol. Gene Ontology annotation, biological process: purine nucleotide metabolic process. The record is from RefSeq and is a predicted model, not a curated record. Bases 267 to 890 code for a protein of 207 amino acids. Lineage: Eukaryota; Metazoa; Arthropoda; Insecta; Diptera; Diopsidae. Gene Ontology annotation, molecular function: GMP kinase activity. The transcript is spliced from 2 exons.